Juglans regia (Persian walnut) is the source of this 707-nucleotide messenger RNA. Its product is annotated as cysteine proteinase inhibitor-like. Bases 177 to 443 code for a protein of 88 amino acids. The transcript has 2 exons. The record is from RefSeq and is a predicted model, not a curated record. Lineage: Eukaryota; Viridiplantae; Streptophyta; Magnoliopsida; Fagales; Juglandaceae. Gene Ontology annotation, molecular function: cysteine-type endopeptidase inhibitor activity.
AACAUUGACCACGCGUUUUGCGACCCUUGUUAAGAAAAUCGAGCAUUUCUCCGCUUAAAGAUGCCCUCAAUCCCACGCGCUCUUAUCUCCGCCUGAUUGCUAAUCGCUUCCUCCAACUCUUUUAUAAAGCCGCUCGUUUCCAUGAAUGGCUACAGCUGCUGAGCAGGACCAUAAAAAUGGCGAGACUCGGAGGAGAGAACAGCCUGGAGAUCGACAGUCUCGCUCGUUUUGCCGUCGAUGAGCUCAACAAGAAACAGAAUACACUCCUGGAGUUUGGGAGGGUAGUGGAGGCGAAACAGCAGGUGGUUUCUGGAACUAUGUACUAUAUAACACUGGAGGCAACGGAUGGUGGGAAGAAGAAAGUUUAUGAAGCCAAGAUUUGGGAGAAGCCAUGGCUGAACUUCAAGGAGUUGCAGCAGCUCAAUCUCAUUGCUGAAUGUUGAUGCCCCUUCAGGCUCUAUUGCUUAGCUAGGUAUCAAUUACAGAACACUGUUGCUCUGUUUUGAUUUGUAGUGUUGAUUUUCUUGUGGAUCUGUAGAGUGUAGAAAAUACUCAUAUAACAAAAAUCCUAGCAAAGCAAGAAGACGAAAAAGAAAAAGAGGCUUUGGAGAAAAGAGUCGUGUGAAAAUGAAUUAAGCAUUAAAAUCCAUGUACAAUAACCUAUUUAUACAAGCUGAAAUAAAGGGAAGAAAAAUGCUAUACGGCAA